Molecule: messenger RNA, 2065 nt
Organism: Syngnathus acus (greater pipefish)
Lineage: Eukaryota; Metazoa; Chordata; Actinopteri; Syngnathiformes; Syngnathidae
Product: phosphatidylinositol 3,4,5-trisphosphate 3-phosphatase and dual-specificity protein phosphatase PTEN-like
Exons: 9
Coding region: 460-1689 (409 amino acids)
Biological process (GO): cell motility; negative regulation of cell population proliferation; regulation of phosphatidylinositol 3-kinase/protein kinase B signal transduction
Cellular component (GO): nucleus; cell projection; plasma membrane
Molecular function (GO): phosphatidylinositol-3,4-bisphosphate 3-phosphatase activity; inositol-1,3,4,5-tetrakisphosphate 3-phosphatase activity; phosphatidylinositol-3,4,5-trisphosphate 3-phosphatase activity
Source: RefSeq, a predicted model, not a curated record
GCAUUGCUACCGCCACCUGGACUGGGUCGGCUUUGCUCGCUCGUCAGCCCGCCCGCCCGCCCGCCUGGCGUUUUGAUCGCGGUCUCGUCCUGGUCUUGUCGUGCUCUGCUCAAAUCACGGCGAGCGGGGCCGCCAACACUCGCUCCUUCUAACUUCGGAUGUUGGGAACUUAACGGAGGAGAGAGGAGGACCUGGAGGGCCAGGCUCCAAGUGCGAGCAGGCUGGAAGGCCGGACGCUAUCCGGCGUUUCUGAGCCAGCAAAGAGCCGAGACGGCCGGGCCGCCGUCGGUCGGCUAGCGGGCCGGCUAGGUCGCGUCUUAUCCUGCCGAGAGCCGGCGGGAACCGUCGGCGUCUGCUACUCUCUCCCACUUUGCCACGUUUGCUCGGCGACCGUCGGGCUUGCGGUGGCCCGCGGCCGUCCCGCCGUCCUUCCCAUUGCCAUUGCCAUCCUUCGUCGCCAUGGCAGCGCUCAUCAAAGAGAUCGUCAGCCGAAAAAAGAGACGGUACCAGGAGGACGGCUUCGACCUGGACCUCACGUACAUCUACCCCAACAUCAUCGCCAUGGGUUUCCCCGCCGAGCGUCUGGAGGGCGUCUACAGGAACAACAUUGACGACGUCGUGCGGUUUCUGGACUCAAAGCACAAAAGCCACUACAAGAUCUACAACCUGUGCGCCGAGCGACAUUACGACACGUCCAAAUUCAACUGUCAAGUGGCCGAGUACCCGUUUGAGGACCACAACCCGCCGCAGCUGGAGCUCAUCAAGCCCUUCUGCGAGGACCUGGACGCCUGGCUGAGCCGCGACGAGCGCCACGUUGCCGCCAUCCACUGCAAGGCUGGCAAAGGCCGCACGGGCGUGAUGAUUUGCGCCUACCUGCUGCACCGCGGAAAGUUCCGCCAGGCUCGGGAGGCCCUGGACUUUUACGGCGAAGCCCGCACCAGGGACAAGAAGGGCGUGACCAUCCCCAGCCAACGGCGUUACGUGUGCUACUACAACACGCUGCUGAGGAGGAGACUUCACUACUCGCCCGUGGCGUUGCUCUUGCACAAGAUGCUCUUUGAAACCAUUCCCAUGUUCACCGGGGGGACCUGCAAUCCCCUCUUUGUCAUCUACCAGCUGAAGGUGAAGAUCCACACGUCCAACCCGGCGUACACGCGGCGCGAAGACAAGCUGAUGCUCUUUGAGUUCCCGCAGCCGCUGCCCGUGUGCGGCGACAUCAAGGUGGAGUUCUUCCACAAGCAGAACAAGAUGAUGAAGAAGGACAAGAUGUUCCACUUCUGGGUCAACACCUUCUUCAUUCCCGGGCCGGAGGAGGGCCCGCAGAAGCUGGAGAACGGCCAAAGCGGAACCUCGCGGGACGCCGGAUCCGACGGGACCCGGCCGAGCCGGGAAGAUGACGACGACGACGACGGUGGCGACUUCCUGAUUCUGACGCUGCUGAAGAACGACCUGGACAAGGCCAACAAGGACAAAGCCAACAGGAAUUUCUCGCCUAACUUUAAGGUCAAACUGUUCUUCACCAAGACGGCGGAGGAAGGCGGCAGCGGUGGCAGCCAGGUGAACAGCGCGUCGGUGACGCCGGACGUCAGUGACAACGAACCCGAUCACUACCGCUACUCGGACACCACCGACUCGGACCCCGAAAACGAGCCCUUUGACGACGAGCGGGACCAGAUCACCAAGGUGUGAGUGACCCGCCAGGGUAGCGGCCGCCCAAGACCCGGACGGUGGUCCCGUGAUGGUGCCGUUUACCGGAGGGAGGCCUGCCUGCCUGCCUGCCUACCUACCUACCUACCUUCCUUCCUACCUUCCUUCCUUCCUUCAGCAUUCCUUCCGCCUUUCUCUCAGUCACAAACUUGAGCGUGUUUGAUCGGACACUCUUGGACAGCAGCAGAGUCGCCGUCCCUCCGUCGGGGGCUCCCGAAGCCCACACGCGGCUCAGAGCCGGGCAAAAGAUGAUCUCAGGUUUGAGCCGAGCGGCUCGCCCCUCUUCGUUUGCAUCUCGGGUUAGUUACCCCGAGGCAGCGAGCGCCGUCCGGUGAAUAAAGCAAAUAUUUAUAACGUG